Molecule: messenger RNA, 1462 nt
Organism: Rosa chinensis
Lineage: Eukaryota; Viridiplantae; Streptophyta; Magnoliopsida; Rosales; Rosaceae
Product: zingipain-2
Exons: 2
Coding region: 335-1378 (347 amino acids)
Cellular component (GO): lysosome
Molecular function (GO): cysteine-type endopeptidase activity
Source: RefSeq, a predicted model, not a curated record
CAUUAAUUACGUCUCGGGGUUGCACCAUUGCAACUUUUGCAUGAAUAUUGGAUCGACUCAGGUGUGGAUAGCUUGGGGCUACUCUAACUCAAUUCUGCCACUGGUUAAAGAACCUGAGUUAAUUGGCUAUCCUUGAGCCCCAUACGAAACUCAUUCAGAAGGGAAGUUGAGUGAUCGUUAAAAAGACAAUCUGAAAAGCUUGCCUUAACAAAUCCACAAGCACCAAAGGCAUGAACAAAGAAAUGUUACCUAGAAAAUACGAACUCGAAAUCUAUAUUAGACUUGCAAAACCAACAUAUUAGGCAUAAGAUCCACCAACAUUCCAAAGGGAACAAUGCAGACAUCUAUAAUGCUAAGGUGUGCCAGUUUUAUGUUGUUUAUGGUCUGGACGCUGUGCAUAUCAUCGUCUCUGGCGUGUACUGAAAAGCAGAAGCCGAUAGGGUAUGAGCAAAAAUCCAUGAAGGAGAGGUACGAAAGGUGGCUGACAAAAUUUGACCGAAGAUACAAGAAUAGAGAGGAGUGGGAAUAUCGUUUCGGAAUUUUCCAGUCCAACGUUCAGCUUGUUGAUUUUAUAAACUCUCAAAACCUGUCAUACAAACUCACUGACAACAAAUUUGCAGACAUGACAAACUUAGAGUUUACAAGAACCCACUUGGGUUUCCAAGCUGGUAGAAAUCCAAAGACGAAGUUCAGGUAUGAGUGGAAGGACUUGCCAACUACAGUGGAUUGGAGAAAGAAUGGGAGCGUAACUCCGGUCAGGGACCAAGGCCGAUGUGGUAGCUGUUGGGCAUUCUCUGCAGUUGCCGCUGUGGAAGGCCUUCACGAAAUCAAUACCGGAAAACUGGUGUCACUCUCGGAACAAGAGCUAGUGGACUGUGACGUAAAUACCGGGAACCAAGGUUGCAGUGGUGGAUACAUGGAAAAUGCAUUUGAUUACAUAAGAAAGCAUGGACUCACCACUCAAGAAGAUUAUCCAUACACAGGAUCAGAUGGCACCUGCAAUAAAGCUAAACAGAAAAAAUAUGCUGUGAAAAUAGGCGGCUAUGAAACAGUACCUGAUAAUGAUGAAAAAAGCUUACAAGCUGCAGUUGCUCAUCAACCUGUCUCGGUUGCAAUUGACGCGGGUGGUUUUGCUAUGCAACUCUACUCUUCCGGUAUCUUCACUGGCCUGCUAUGUGGUAAGAGUCUCAACCAUGGAGUGACAGCAGUCGGAUAUGGUGAAGAAAAUGGUAACAAGUACUGGAUUGUGAAAAACUCUUGGGGUCCUAACUGGGGUGAAUCUGGUUAUAUCAGAAUGACACGUGAUUCUAUUGAUAAGGAAGGCGCUUGCGGCAUUGCUAUGAUGUCAAGCUACCCUGUUAAGUCUCGAAAAAUGUAGUAUUGGUUUAUGUAUACGAUCAAGGUUAAGUAUGCAAGUAUUGAAUUAAUAACAUCAAUAAUACGUAUGAUCUAGUUAUACAAA